Messenger RNA from Amphiprion ocellaris (clown anemonefish), 3001 nucleotides. RefSeq lists its product as uncharacterized. Bases 672 to 2660 code for a protein of 662 amino acids. Gene Ontology annotation, molecular function: ubiquitin-protein transferase activity. The transcript has 12 exons. The record is from RefSeq and is a predicted model, not a curated record. Lineage: Eukaryota; Metazoa; Chordata; Actinopteri; Pomacentridae.
AGUGCCAAAAUUAAAUAAAUAAAUACAUCAUUAAAUAAUUAAUUAAAUAUGUCAUUAAUUAAUUAAAAUUGGAAUUAAAUAUUUCAUUAAUUAAUUAAAAUUGGAAUUAAAUAUUUCAUUAAUUAAUUAAAAUUGGAAUGAAAUACUUAAAUGUGUUAUUAAAUAAAUAUAUCAUUAAAUAAUUAAAUAUGUCAUUAAUUAAUUAAAAUUGGCAUUAAAUAUGUCAUUAAUUAAUUAAAAUUGGCAUUAAAUAUGUCAUUAAUUAAUUAAAAUUGGAAUUAAAUACAUAAAUGUGUUAUUAAAUAUGUCAUUAAUUUAUUAAAAUAACAAUUAUUUUAAGUAAAAAACAUAUUUCAUUAUUUCACUAUUUAAUUAAUUAUUUCAUGGUCCUUGCGUUGCAGUGGAUCAUGAAUUUAUUUUAUCUGUCAACCUCGCCCGUCAAAGUCCGUGGGCGGGACUUAACACCUGAUUGGUUACCCUGCACAUCAAGUCAAGGCAAAUCGAUUCCAGAUAAUGGAUUGAUGCAGAGCUUGUGAACACAUUCCGAUACACUGGGUGGCGCUGUUCACCUCUACGUUGGUUUGGAUACUCUAUUAACCAAAACUUUAUUGGCAACCGCUAAAGACUCGGUCCUUUACCACAACUGUUGAUACAGCGCGGUGCAAGACAAAAUGUCGAAAACCUGCCCAGAGCUGCUGAGAGAAGCAGCAAAUUUGAUUGAGGAAGCUCUGAACAGAACUCCUCCGGCUCCGGCGGCUCAGUCACAGCAGAUACCUGCUGCUCCAGCACGUAACGUUACACCUGUCCAAGCCGAAGUAGCAAGGCUUUUUGCGCCGUAUAACGGUGGAGCCAGAAGGAAUAUGACGAGACGAUCAGCACAAGUCCAAGUUAGUCGAAGAAGCUACACACACACUGUCUGUUGUUUGGCUGACCACAAGGCGGAUAAAGUUCCAAGCGUGCAGCUUAAAGCAGACCUCCUUACUUCCGGACUUGGAGAGCAAAAAGUGACAUUUUCAGGGAGUGACAACGAUCCCAUGGUUAUAACAAAUAAACUGAUGGAAGUGUUUCCGAAGCUCAAAGAAGGGGGAGGCUUUGAAUUUCUAAAAAUUGUAGGAUCUACUCGUAGCCGAAAUCUUGUGUUGCUUCCGUGUCCCAGCACUGGAUACACCCUUGCCUAUCUGAAAGAUCCAUCGACGAUGAUUGGACAGGCUACAAUCUACAUACGUCCACUUCAACAGGAUCUACCCAUAGAUUGUGAGAGCUCACAAACUGCCUCUGGUCCAGUCAUCCCCUGCAUCACCUGUCAGAAGGAAGUUCCCUUUUCAGAGAUGAAGCUGCACAGAUUGCGCUGCAAUGGGACACCCAUGCUGGAAUCAGAGAGAGAACAAGAGGGAGGCCGAAGUGAAGAAACUGAUAGAGAGACAGCCCCAGUCAGUGACAGUGUUCCAGUGAGGCCUGGAACAUCAGCUGACAGUGCAGUUGUACCAGCAGUGAUUGACGAGGACUUGGAUCACAAAGAAACAGACAGUGAAUGGAAACUUAUUAAAGAACCAGCUCAGGCUGCCAAAGUUUUCAAAGAGAAUCUGCUAAGGGAACAUGCAUCUGGGAAACCACUCAAAAUGAAAAUGGAUGUAAGGGACUCUGAAGAGGACAGGGAACGGGAACUUCUCUCAUUCUAUAAACAGCCGCAAGAAUGGGCAUGUCCACUUCACUGUAGUCUUCUUGGUGAUGUUGCUGUCGGAGAGGGGGUGAUGCGGUACUUUAUGACAGCAAUAAUAUCCAAACUGCAGUUUGGAUUCAGUCUAGAUCUCGGAGGAAUGGGCCGAACACUGCUUUUUGAGGGUGAACCUGACCAUCUUGUUCCAGCAACAUCAGAGGUGCUUAUUGAAAGCGACCUCUUCCGGGUUGCCGGAAGGAUGUUGGCCCACAGCUUUCUGCAUGACGGCCCCCAUGUCACAGGAUUAAGUCCUGCUGUAGUUCAUGUACUGUUCAACGGGGACCCUGAAACGGCAACUGUUGUUACAGAAGACUGUCCUGAUCUGCACAUCAGAAGUAUCAUAAAACUGCUUGAACAUGAAGAACUUACACCACAACAGAAGGACACAGUUUCAGAUCUUUCCCUGUCUUGGGAUCUCCCGGCAGUCAACAAAACAAAUCGGAGAUGGCUACAUAACAAACUUCUACUGCAUGCAGUCAUUGGGAGAACCAUGCGCCAAAUUAAACAGCUGAGAAAGGGACUGAAAGAUGUGAUGGUAUGGCCCCUGCUGACAUCUAGGCCAGAUGUUGUCUCACUUCUUUUCCCUAAAAUGGCUGAAAUGCAGUUCACACCCCAGAUGCUCCUAGAAAAAAUCACAUGGCCAGCUGAGGACAGUGAUGAUGAAGACUUUGACAUAGAGUCCACGUGCCGCAUCACUGGCUUUCUAAGGAUGUUCAUUGAAACAGCUUCAUCAGGUACACUGGCCCAGCUGUUGACAUUCUGGGUUGGCUGGGAGAAGCUUCCUCCUGAACUGAAAGUGGAGGUGUCUGGGGGAACCCUUCCUACGUCCUCCACAUGCUUUGAAACACUAAAGCUGCCAGCUCAUUUCAAAACCUACGUGGACUUCGAGGAAGCGCUCGUCUCUGCCAUAAGUAGUGCACAGACUGGAUUUGGACUUCUUUAAGUUUUCAGACAGAUGUCAUUGAAUGAACUGUUCAGUUGGUCAGGUCAAUUGACACAAGUUCAAUGUCUUUGAAAACAUUUAACAUACUGUGUAGUAGUUGAUAAUGGUUUUAUUCAAAAUAUUUUUUCCACUUACUGAAACCAAACAGUUCUGCAUCUUCAGCUUUCAGUGUUAACAGAACAACAUUCAUGUUAUUCAUUCUGUGCAUAAAGUGCAUUUACAAGAUCGUAACAAUGAUUAUGGUAGAGGACCAAAGUAAAACAGCUUUUUUUUUAAGGAAAGCAAACUUUUUCAGUUGAUGCUUGCUUGUUGUAAUAUGCUAAAUAAAAGCAGGGGUUGGA